Messenger RNA from Mycena citricolor, 1419 nucleotides. The record is from the annotation of a GenBank genome assembly. Lineage: Eukaryota; Fungi; Basidiomycota; Agaricomycetes; Agaricales; Mycenaceae.
CAGCACUCUGUGGACGAUCCUACGAGUUCGAAGACAUAUUCGUUCGUGGCACUGCCCGGCAACGCCGUCCGCAAACGACCAAGACGCCGCUACGACGAGAUCGAGCGCCUGUAUCAAUGCUCGUGGCCAGAGUGCACCAAAGCCUAUGGCACGCUGAAUCAUCUCAAUGCACACGUUCAGAUGCAGAAGCAUGGACCCAAGAGAAGCCCAGGGGAAUUCAAGGAGCUGCGCAAGCUCUGGCGCAAAACAAAGAAGGAGGCGGAGGCAUCCUCCAUGGCGGGCGCGGGUGCGUUGCGAAGAAGCAUGAGCAUGGGUUUCGGGAUGGGACUUCGACGGGAGGAUCUGUACCAGUCUCCCUCUUACAUGCAUGGACCCCCGCACCACCAUCGAUCAUUUUCGCACCACUCCGCGUCCGGUCUGUCUCCGCCGUUGUCCGCCUCUUUACCGCAUCAUGCUUACGGCGUCGAUGCCCACACAUCAACACAUCCGCUUCGAUAUAGUCCGGACGCUCACGCGCACACGGCACAGGCUUACGGCGGUGCAGACUUCCGGCCGGCUGCUUCGGGUCCAUGGACGUCGUCUUCGCGGCUGGAUCUGUAUCAGGGUCAGCAGCAUUCACCGUCCAGUGCUUAUGGAUACAUUGACUCGGGUGGCUCGGGCUCAGCCACUGAGAUGUAUAACCACUCAGCGUCCACGCCCAGGGCGCGCCUUCCGUCGAACAGCAUGUUGUUGACACCCCUGGUUGGCCCUGCGCAUGCUCACGGGACAGAGACCUAUGCUGCCGUGGCCGACAGCUACUAUGCUAAACGUCGCGAAGGCAGCGGCGACGAGUACUGAGCGAUGUCGCAUCCCUUUCUUGCCCACGGACAUGUUUUCUUGGGGUCGUGUGUCAUCUCCAUUACAUCUGUCUGCCCGUCGUCCUGUUAUCAUGCUGACUACGCUACUCUUGGAUUUAUUGCUGCACAUACUUACCUGUUAUACGGUAUGUAACUUAUUCCAUCAUAUGCACUGUAUAUUGUUUCGUACUGCUACCACAACUUGUACAUUGACCCGCUAGACAAAAUAAGCAUUCUGUCCUUCACAAAAUCUGUCCAUCGGAAGCGAAUGUCUGCUUCGCGACUUCUCUUCCGAUUGGCAAGCCAACUGCGAUGGCUUCUCAAGGUGGCUGCCUUCUCUUACGUGAGCAACCUUAACGGAUCCCUGAACACCACCCACCCAUGAGUGGGAGCCUCAACGCGGUCAUCAACUCACGUUCAGCACGCAUCAAACAGCGCCGGAAAAGUGUAGAUGAAGCGAGCAGAUGAUGCUCGGCUUACAUCUGUUCGAUGGAGGGACCAAUAGGAGCGAGCGGGAUCUAUAUAUGUGCUUCACAUCUUGAAGAUAGGCGUGUGCCCGUGACGGAUGGUGGAGGUCGCGCGU